This is a messenger RNA of Magallana angulata, 4231 nucleotides long. RefSeq lists its product as uncharacterized. NCBI's taxonomy places the organism in Eukaryota, Metazoa, Mollusca, Bivalvia, Ostreida, Ostreidae. Gene Ontology annotation, molecular function: protein binding. The transcript has 3 exons. The record is from RefSeq and is a predicted model, not a curated record. Bases 139 to 2778 code for a protein of 879 amino acids.
UGCGUAUCUAACUCUGCAUCCGAAGAAGAUGUAUGAUUUUUGAGAAAGGCUUCUAUGAGAUAUAUGACGACUAGAAUACAUACCAGGGGUACAUGUACAGUCAGUCGUGGAGUGGUAAUAUCAUGGAUUUAAGGGAAAAUGGAAGAGGAGGAAGAAGUAGACGCGGAGGACAUUAGAAGAUCGUCCUCCUUUGUGUUAGACGAUGUAUUUCAUCAGAGUAAAGAAGAAAUGAGAGAAGAACUUGAAAAGUUUCAAAAGGAUGUGGACGAAGAAUUUGAUGACAUCGAAGAAAGAAUGUUUGUUCAAAAUAUCAUUUCAUACAUGCAAUGGAGGUUGCAAGAAAGCGAAAAUGCAUUCAAAUCUUUAGAUAUCGCGGAAAGGCUACAGAAAAAGCCGCAUUUAAUUACUCAUUGCAACAAAAUAUUAUUUUACACCGAAUCUGGAAAACAUUAUCUUUCAAACAAACUAUCAAAGGAACUGAAAAAUAAUGAUCACUUUAAGCAAACUAGAACCAAGUCAGAAGCAACAGCAGAGAUAGGAUAUUAUUACUCUCGGCUAGGUCCAAAACAUCAUGACAGGGCAAUAAAGCUACUCAAGGAAGCCACUGCAAAUAUAACCCCUGAAAGAAAUAUACUUUGGGAAUUUCGCCUAGCAGUAACUUUACGCCGCCAAACUCAUAUGUUUCAGAUGACAACACCUGAAAUCUUUAAUCCUACUGAAAAAAAGAAAGAAGCUGCACGUCUCUUGUAUGGAGUUUUAAAUUUCCCCACUCAUGAUUAUCGUUAUAUAAAAGCAAGGACGUGGUGUGAAUUAAGCAAACUGUUAUCUAAACGUAACAAUUUGUUCGAAAUCAUAGAGACUGACAGGGAAGAAACAGAGAAAAUAACUGAAUGUUGGUGUUUCAAAGAAGCAAUAAAGUUGUGUCCCAAUUAUUUCUUCGUUCUUCGAGAUUAUGGAAUCUAUCUAAGGUACAUAAUGAAUCUUGAAAAAUCAAAAGAGAUGCUAGAAAAAGCUGUUCAAUUAAAGGACACAAUUUGUUCGAGGCACCAUUUAGCACUCACUCUAAAGAAAAUUGUGCAGGAAACUAUUCCAAGACCAUGUUUCGGGAACAACAUUCAAUAUCCGUAUUCUAUGGAUGAUAGAAAUCAGUCAAAACGUGACUCAUAUGAAAAUAAGUCAAAACAUGAUUCAUAUGAUCUUGAUGAAUGUAAUUUGGUUCAAAAGUUUGAUUUACUUUCAGUCGAUUCAGGCCUGAAGGUUGAUAAUUCAAUAGAAGAGAGAAGGGAUCAAUUCAAAUCAAGUUUAACAAUUGUUUUGUAUGAAAGAACCAAAUCGACAGAUUUUGUAAGGACAUACAAGAAAGACUGGAAACAAAUUGAUAAUAUAGCAAAAUCUUCUUCUAAAUUUCGACCGCGUAAAACUUCACGAAAGAAAGAUCAACCAAUGUAUCACCAGAUAAGAGAUCAAAGGAAGCCGCUUUGUCAUGAUCAGGCAGAUGCUUCUGGCCUGAAAGGGACCUUCAAUUCUGCGAAAAAAUCGCCAAGAUAUGUGUGUAUUUCUCCGGACAACCCUUUGCUAAUAGAAGCUGUUGAACACCUUCAAAGAGCUAUUGAAAUGUCGAAAGAAUAUGACGGUACUCGAUAUGACUUAGGUUUAAUAUACCGGAUGCUGGAUAGAUUGGAUGAUGCUCUGAAGUGUUUCUCUUCCAUCACAUCGGGUAAUUGUGGAAACCCAUCAGAAUAUCAAAUGUACGUUAUUAACGCUUAUGAACAGCAAGCAUGCUGCAAACUAGAUUUACUUGCAAGGGAAAGUGAUCCAGAAAAAAAGAAUGAACUACGAUAUGAUGUAAAGGAAUGCGCAUGGAAGGCUCUUACCAUUGUAUCAGGAGUGAUUGCGGCAAUACCCAUGUUGAAAAGAUCAAACCAAUGUUAUCAAACACUUAAAGUAUUACUGCAACAUGAACAGAAUUCUUUUAGAACAUUAAAGGAGCUUGCAAAACUACAUGGUCUGUUAGAUUACGACGAAGAAUCGAUAAAAUACUACAAAGAAAUAAUUAAGGAAAAAAUGGAUACAACAACUGUGAGAGAACUUGCUCAAACGUAUAUAAAGAUAAAAGACUUUACAAAUGCAAUAUAUACUUUGUCACUAUUGCAAAGGACGUCAGAAAUGAAUAUUUCUGAUAAAUCUUUGUUUGUAGAAACAUGCAUCAAAGGGGCUGAGCAUUCGUUGAACGAAGACGAUGAUGUAGAGAUGGCAAAAAUUAGAUUUACAGAAGCUUACAAAGCUAUUGUUUCUCGCCAAAAUGUAUCCACACCCAAAAAUGAAGAAGAUGAUACAUCACUUGAUAUUCUUGUUUUAGAUAGUUGUGGUAUUGAUGAUUGUUGCUACCAAAACUUUGUCACUUCUUCAUUGGAGACAUUUGUGCAGUUGAAGUUUGUCGUGAACGCUUUUCCAGGGUGUCUUGUUUUAAAAUACCUGGACAAAGCAAUGGAGGAAUCACACUGUAUAAUAAUUCUUCAACAUGAAAGUAUGAGUAAUGAUGAUGAGAAAGACAAAUUGAUAGAUCUAUCAAUAGAAAGCGCGUUCCUGAAUCACCAAGCGAAAAUUCUCCAAGUCAGGAAAGAAGACGUGAGGCAGUACCUUCCAUGUUGUAAAGAAAUAGUUCUGACAAGUGAUCCUAGUGAUAUUGUCAAUACUGAUAGCAGACCAUAUCUGCUGCUGAAAGGCAACCUGUUUGCACACAUUCUGCACAAAUUAUCAGAUAUAUUUUUGGGAUAAUCUGUUGAUCGAUUAACUGGCUGUGUUAAAUAUUAUACAGAUAUUGAUUUGGACUGAGGGUAACAAUGAAAAGCUCAUUUCGAAAAUAUCAGUUCGCAUCAAACGGCCACUGGUGAUAUCCCGCUUCCCGUACAAACUGAGUUACAGAGAGUCUAUCUGAAUUUACUUCAUUAUAUCUCGGAAAUCCUUAUAUCCGUUUUGAAAGCAAACAGUCGCAUUGCGCGUCCGUUGUUUACUUGCCUUGACUGAUUGCCUUUUAUGACAUCACCUUUCUUGGAGUCGCAAAGAAUUAUUUACGUCACCGUUUACGAAUCAACAAAUCAGAAGCAGUCAAUUGAAAUAGAGGAAAUAUUCUCAAGAUAUUAUUUCUAGUCGGUCAUAUCUAAAGUUUGUUGACCGGUCAAUAUUGGACAAACUUUUAUUAUAAUUAUUGACUAUUCGUCUAUAUAGAGUUAUACAGUGAGAAAAUACUAUUAAAAAAGCAAGAUACAGCAAUUGAGUGAGAGGAACCUAAAGGUUUAACAAUUCAUAUGUUGCCUGAAUCACAGUGAAUAACUGUUUUGUCAUACCCUUCACUAAAUAAUAUGCCUUAAAAACCUGUGAUGCAAUCUUCCGAUUUCAAUCCAAUUACAUGAAAUUGUUUUAUUCUGAUCGAUACUUAAUUAAAACUAUAACGGACAAAUAAUCUACUAUCUGUAUUUCCAUUCAGCUAAGCAUUUUAUAAAGGUCAAUUCAUGAUUAUAAACACCCAAAUUAAUGUAACGUUAUAUGAAAACAUAAUCUAUAGUACAUAUUACCUGAUUUUCAUAAAACGUUUAUAGAACGCUGAAUGAGAUGGUUGAUUUCAAUGAUUUUGUAAACUUUGACUAAAAGCAGUACUUGUUGCUGUCGUCGAUAUUUGUUGUCGCCGUCGUGAGGUGGUAUGUGACACCUUCAUGUUGUGACGUAUUAUUUAUCGAAAUAAACAAUAAAAUCAAGUAUAUUUUGAUAAAUAGUUUCUUUUUCGUAAUUGUCAUCUAGCAGGAUAGCGCAGUGGGCUAGAAGGAUCACUACGGGGCUGUUAGUCAUUAGUUCGCAUCCCGCUGGGCAUUUUCAAAUUUUUACCUUUCCAAAAUUUUUAAAACGUAGUUUUUUUUAAUUAUUGUAGAAUUUGAAAACUCUAAAACUGUGAAAGUAUUUUAUUUAUAAUUCACUCUAAUCAACAUUAAUAUCGACAGAUGUCCGAUAUUAGCAUAUUUUUAUUGUUUUGCCAAACUGAUUGUCCAUACACACGUAAUUAAAAUUCAUAUCAAAUACAAUUGUCAUAAAUAUUUCAUGAAAAUUCUUUUUAUCCUUGAACAUCCUACAUCUUUAUCUUUGUCAAAAUAUUACAUUGUAUCGUAUAUUAGAAAACGAAAAUCGAUAAGUAACAAUGGGUUGUUAAUAGCUGUAAUAGUGUUUUCUGCUAUCAAUA